This is a messenger RNA of Ctenocephalides felis (cat flea), 996 nucleotides long. Its product is annotated as snurportin-1-like. The record is from RefSeq and is a predicted model, not a curated record. Gene Ontology annotation, cellular component: cytoplasm; nucleus. Gene Ontology annotation, biological process: snRNA import into nucleus. The transcript has a single exon. Lineage: Eukaryota; Metazoa; Arthropoda; Insecta; Siphonaptera; Pulicidae. The coding region runs from base 1 to 996 and encodes 331 amino acids.
AUGGAAGGACCUUCUAAUAGCAAUAGACGUUUUAAUUUAAAUGAUCUAUAUAAAAAGAGAGCUAGUAUAGAUGAAUCACAAGCAAAUCGCCGCCGAAAGCUGUUAGAGCAUCAAAAAAGAAAUCGGAGAACUGCUCAUGAUACUUCAAGACCAUUAUUGACACAAUUUGAAGAAGAGGACAAAACCGAAUCCAAACCAAAGAAUCAAAAUGCUUUUUCGAAGCAGUUGAUGCUUUCUGAAUGGAUGGAAGAAAUACCUGCAAAUUUUGAAGAUGAUUGGCUCAUGGUACCUUGCCCUGUGGGUAUGAGAGUGCUCUUAGUUGCUGGCAGGGGCAGAACUAAGGCAUAUACAAAACAUGGUAGAUACAUAUUUGAGUUCCAGUCUGCUUUACCUGGUGGAAGAUUCAAGCAGUUCUACAAAACAGCAAAAAAUACAAUUUUAGAUUGCAUUUACCAUAAACCAACAGAAAGUUUCUAUAUAUUAGAUUUAAUUGCUUGGGGAAACCAAUCCCUUACAAAUUGCGAUAGAGGAUUCAGGUAUUUUUGGCUGCAAGGAAAGCUGUCGGAAGGAGCAAAGUUAUUGGAAAAAAAUUCACACUUGAAUAUGUUCCCAAUUUUGCCUUUAUCUCACUAUGAGUGUAGUGUUGAAAAAAUUUCCUACGUAUUAAAUAAUUGGCCAUUAUUUGGCAAUAAUUCUCCAAAGGUUGAUGGGUUACUUUUUUACCACAAAAAUGCUUUGUAUACAGCUGGAUUCACUCCAACAGUUUUGUGGCUGUAUCCUUUUAUGGUCCCGGAAAUCAUUAGCAGAGGUGUCAUGGUGAAUGAUAAUUAUAUGCGGGAAAAACCAGUUGACUAUAAAAACCAAAGAUUGUUUAUCGAAAAGUUCAAUCAGGAACGAAAAUCUUGUCUAAAAUCAAUGGUUAUAAGAACAGAGGAUACAGUUGAUAGCUCAGCAAUAUCAGAUCUAGACCAAGAGAUGAAACUAAUUAGUAUUUGA